UUUUCACAUUCAUAUUUGAAAACGAGACAGGAAAUCGAAAACGAAGCUAACGCUGUAAGGAUUUUCUAGUGGCCUGUGAUCACAGUGGAGAAGCCGUACUCGUUGUUUGGUAUCGUUGUAGCUUUACUUUAUUUAUUGAGAAAUGGAUCAGUUUAAGUCUUUGCUGCCGGAAGACAAGGCCGUACAUUGUCUAGAUGACCUUCGAGAUCUCACUGUCAAGGAAUUGAAAGCGAUUUUGGCGGCAUACAAGGAAAGAAUGUCUGGGUCGAAGGCUGACCUUAUCCUGCGGGCCUACGCAAUUUUCUCUCGCUUGAAACAGCAAGUUGAGCCUGAAAUUUCUUCACUGCAGCUACUUCAGACAACUGAUGAAAUAGCCUGUACAUAUGAAGAUGUAUUUAAGUUGAAGUGCAGCCAUUUGCCUUGGACUUCAGAUUUACGAGGGACUCCAGCGUUCAGUUUCAUUCAGCUGUACGAUUAUCUUGUUCUUCGCACCACCAAAUUUAAACAUAUAAAGUUAAAGAGUACGGGGUACAAAAAGCUCAAAUCUUUCCAGUUCUUUUAUGAAGGAUAUAUUAAGAGAAUUGAUGUGGCAAAGGAUUCAAAUUUUACUUUCUUUGAUGUGCGUAUGAAGGCAUCAAUGAAGUCCACUUUAUACAAAGUGCUGGUGGUUCUUGAUGGUUCUGGCAAUGUUUCCUGUGCUGCCUGUACAUGCCCUGCUGGUGCUGGUAUAUCUGGCCUUGGCAAUUGUAAUCAUGUUGGAGGAGUUCUUUUUGCUUUGGAAGAUUUCAACAGGAAAGGCUACAGAAAUUGUCCUGAACCUGUCUCUUGUACUUCCAAAUUAGCAGCCUGGAAUGUCCCAUCUUCUUUUGCUUCAGUUUCUCCUGCAUCUAUUGAUGAAGUUCUUAUCAAGAAGAUCAGAUUUGGCAAAGAUGAUGUUCAGCUAAAAGCCAUAAAGAAUAUUUGCCAUGAUCCUCGUCAAAUUGCACAUCGUGGAAUAGAUGAAGAAAGGGUUGAAAAGCUCAAACACUCUCUUGCUUCUUCCAUUCCAAACAGUUGUUUCUUUGCUUUCCAUUCUUUUCCUGAUACAUCUUCAGCAAGCAGUUCUUCUAUUGUCACAGAAAUGGUUGAUUCAUUGGAUUCUCCUUUUCAAGAUUCUUUUGUUAAUUUAUCUGUUUCUGACACUGACAACAAUUCAAUGGCAUUCAGCGAUGAUUAUGAUAUAUCCUGUUCCAAUUUUAAAGAUAUGAUGGACUACCAUACCAAAAAUAACAUGUAUCUUCCAUCAACAGCUAUUCUUGACAUUGAAAAAGAAACCCGUGGUCAGUCAUCAAAUUCUUCUUGGAAACAACACAGAUUAUAUCGCAUCACUGCAUCAAAUUUUUACUCUGCUGCUGUCACUACUGUUGAACCAUCGUCUAAGUUAAAUUCAAUGUUCUACUCAUCUUUCUCUUCUGUAAGCAUACGGCAUGGAAAGGCUUACGAGUCCCAUGUUCGUUCUUUAUAUUUGGAGACUUUGCUACGCAAUGGCUUCAAUAAAGUUUUUGUUGACGAGCCUGGCCUUAUUGUAUCAAGUACUCAUACUUUUCUUGGUGCAUCCCUGGAUGGUAUCGUAAAGCAUGGUCAAGACUCUUGGGGACUUGAAAUCAAAUGUCCUUAUUCAAAAUUUUCAUCUUCUCUCCAUGAUGCUGUUGCAGAUAAGAAGUUUUUUUUAAGAAAGACAGAUGUGGUAGAGCUCAAAAAGAAUCAUGCCUAUUACUACCAAAUUCAAGGUCAAAUGUUUUGCUCUGGAUUAAGAAAAGUUGAUCUGGUCGUCUGGUUUGGAGAUAACCAACCCUUGUUCAUUCAAUCAAUUAUGUACGAUGAACAUUUUGUUCAAAACUCCAUUCUUCCUCAGCUGAACUUCUUCUAUCGCAGAGCUGUAUUACCAGAAUUCUUUACAAAGCGUGUAAAAAGAGGUCUUAAAUUAUACCUUCAUGGUGGCUGGGAGAAGUUUUCUUUAGAAUUAUAA
Molecule: messenger RNA, 2008 nt
Organism: Rhopilema esculentum
Lineage: Eukaryota; Metazoa; Cnidaria; Scyphozoa; Rhizostomeae; Rhizostomatidae
Molecular function (GO): zinc ion binding
Source: RefSeq, a predicted model, not a curated record